This is a messenger RNA of Drosophila eugracilis, 4609 nucleotides long. Its product is annotated as inositol polyphosphate-4-phosphatase type I A. Gene Ontology annotation, molecular function: phosphatidylinositol-3,4-bisphosphate 4-phosphatase activity. The transcript is spliced from 9 exons. Gene Ontology annotation, cellular component: cytoplasm. The record is from RefSeq and is a predicted model, not a curated record. The coding region runs from base 339 to 4157 and encodes 1272 amino acids. Lineage: Eukaryota; Metazoa; Arthropoda; Insecta; Diptera; Drosophilidae.
GUCAUCUCUAAAUAAGAACAUUACUCAACACUGUCGUCAACUGCAGAUUUUCCAAUAAGAAGCAGUAGCGCUGUGCGCUUAUCUAAAUAACUUCCUAAAUUUAAUUAGUUGCUGACGAAGUACAAAAAAAACUUAAAAUCGGAGCAAGGGGAGGUACUCUGUGUGACAGAUGACCCAGCUCCUUGGCCAAGCGAAGGCAGCAAGAGAGAGCGAGAGUGGGGAAGUAUCACCGCCAGCUGUGUAGCAGCAACAAUAACAAGGCAGUAACGAGGUCGCAGGACCAAAAAAAGGAGGAGGUGGCGCAGGAGCAGGAGGUGUGUAAGUAUUAACCCGCAGCCAUGCGCUUUAACAAGCCGGAACUGAACACCCUGGCCAGCAAUCCAGCAACUCGGUUCGACAAGGAGGGCCUGCUUAUUAUAACCGACCGCCAGGAGGGCUUCCUGUGGCGUUCUAGCGAAGUCAGAGUUGAACGUUGGUGUAAACUGCGUGGCAAUUUACUGUUCUACCUCAAGGAUAAGGACCCCAAGUCAGCAAUAGCCGGCCUCCUGGUGCUGGAGAACUGUCGCCCGCGGAUCCAGAAUGAGGAGCGUGAUCCCGAGGGCUUCGUUUUCGACCUAGACUUCAAGGACAGCUCAUCUGAGCGUUUCAUUACACGUUCGUCGGCCGAACGUUUGGCCUGGGUGCAGUGCAUCGAACAGGCCUCCAGUGAAAAACUUAACGUGCUUAUCCGACAGCUUAAAGAUCAGAUCGUUUCCCAAAGUCGACAGCUAAACGUAGGAACGGAAAUGGGCAAUCACAUUGAUCUGGGGAUGCCAUUGGAGCAGCAAGUGCAGGACCAACUGCAGCUGCAGGGACCGCCCGCUGAGGAGUCGCCAGCGCCUGCAACGAUGGAGGUGGUGGCGGCGCCGUUUGAAGAACUUGAUCUCUCGGAGCUGCCCAUUUGCGAGACGGCCCUCUCCUGUGAUACACUGCCCUUGGACACGAUGGGCCGAUCGCCCAAUCCACAGGUCGUAUGCUCACUGCUGCCAACGGCUGGAGAAGAUUGCCUGUGGCGGGAGCAUGCCCGCACAGAGCUGCAGGAGCGCACACGUAGUCCUCAAUUCCUAUGCACGAUGCGCUUCCAGCGCAGUGCUGGAUUCUCGGCAAGCACACGCCUUCGGUUCAGUGUUUUCGAUGUCCGUGAACGGAUGACACUCACCGCACUGCCGCUGGGUCACGCUGAGGUGGCUCUGGGUGUCAUUCAGGACACCACCCGACUGCGUCUGCCACUCACAUCGCCGCGCGGUGAAUGUGGCUUUAUUACACUCGCCUCCUGGUCCCCCGAUGCAGCCGUAGAGCCUGGUCAGUCAGGGAAUGGACCACCGCGUUCCAGCACUCAGCUAUUUGAUGGAUCGGGAACCGCUUCCGGAGCAACCACCAGACGAGCGCAUCGUCGCACCCAAUCGCUGCCGCCAAAGCUAGGAGUCCGGCUGUUUGUGCCUCAGCAAUGUGGCUUGCAGCGUGUGUGCUCCAAUCCUCGUUUGCGCACAUAUCGGCUGCAUUCUUCCCUUGGCGCGGACAUCAGUGUCCAGGAGACGCUGCUGGAGUCCCGCCUGUGUUGUCAGCUACCACAGCAAUUGCUUUCAAUCUGGAUCCAGCGUGAGAAAGAGCUGCUGCAGGAGAUCUCAGGAAUGGGCGAACUGAGUGGCGAGUGGCGAUGGCGGCAAAUGAAUCUGCUCGAGGAGCACUUACGCCUGCUCAAGGAUUAUUCACAGGCAAAACAGAACAUUCAGCAGCUGGCACGCGAUGGUGUUUUCUUUAAGCGAUCUUCGGCAAAGGCAGACGAGUCGUUGGAGUUUUUGCCGGUGAAUCUGCAUGUGCAACGGAUGUGGGCCCAGAAUGACACCUUGCAGCGAAGAGGCCUGUUGGACGUGGUUACCGUAGGUGCCUUUACACGUCACGAUGCCAAGGGUCGCAAGUGCGGUGGACUCAUCAAACUUCUUCAGGAGAGCAAGUCUUGGAAACUGGAGCAAAGCAACGCGUGUAAGGUGCAGGCUGCCAAUGAUGCCGUCCAGGCCACCAAGCAGCUGCGCAAGGAGAUCGUCGAAUUGAUGUCGCAACUGCUCCAGUUGGCCAGUCGUCGAAGUUCAAAGGAUAUGAUGCCGCUGUGCAACCAGAUGGUGGCCCGCACUCGUACGCUGCUCAACAUCUGGGAGCCGAGCAUCGUGGAGGAGGCAGUUGCCUUCAUCGAGCGCCAUCGGAUCAUCGAGGAACCCGAGAACGUGCUGAUGGAACCGAUGUCGCCAUUCCGUAAGAUCACCCAGCAACUGACGGCACUAGAACUGAAGUCCCCGGAGCUGGAGGACUUUGCUACGCCGGUAGUAGCGCCACCAGAUCUUUGGCCACGUGGUCAGCCGCCGCUAAUGCGUUCCAACAGUUGGCACCCAAGCAAUAGUUCUCCAUCCAGCUCGCUAGAUAUCCGGGCCAUCGAUUCGUUGCAGCAUGUGGUCAAGUGCUACAACGAUCAUCUGCGCAAUCUGGAGCAGGGAAGGAAUCCUCGUCAGGCUGAAGAAGAGGAGGCAACAUAUCAGUCAUUGCCGCUAGCGUGGCAUUCUCAAUCUGAGCCCACUACUUCCACCCAAAUCCCAGAAACGGCAGCUGCACCAUCAGUACUGCAGCUAAUCGACCUGGAUGAGAUUGGACGACAGGCGAAGCGGCAGCAGCAUCAACAGCCACCGGCAGGUUUCUUGGACACCAAACUGAUGAGCUCAUCGCCGUCUGCCAACUAUUACAGGCCCACGGAAGAGCCGGAGCCUCUGGAUCUCACCCAGCUGAAUAUAGAAGCAAGCGUGAUGUGCCUCGUUAGCAAGCUAAAGUUCUUUUGUGGACGCUGCGACAGUCCGGCGAUACGACUACGUCAUCCAAAGGCGCCAGUCAAGCGAGAAGGAUUCGCGGUGGCACCGCAACAACAGGCACCGGACGUGAUUGCCGCUCCAUCAGCCGGAAAACAGGCACCGAAUCUCGAACUGGAUCUCAAGCCAUCGUCAGCGGAAAGUGGUGGUUCAAGUGCCGGAUCUGUCCCUGUGACUGUUAAGAAGGGCAACAAGUUCACCGAUGGUCUGGAUCUUUCAAUGACCACGGAUUGGGCUGCGGAACUUAGACCCAGCAUGCGUAAACUGCGCCAUGCCAUGGACCGCCUGUUGAAGACUGCCCGACUGAUGCACUCGGUGCAGCGGCUACAGCAGGAUAUGCGAUGCAAUCGGCUCCAGGCAAGCAUAAUGUAUCGCAGGGAUGUCUGCUUUUCCCAGGCGCUAACUGCUCUGGUCAGCUCUCUGAUGCUUCGUUUGUGGGGCAGCGAACUGGACAUGGGCUACCUGGUGAUGCUCCGUGAUCUAGGGCCGCUAGCCUAUUUUGAGGGCCUUCUUACGCUGUACGGCAACGAGGCGGACAUGUGGAGCGACAUGUGCAUCGCUAUUGAAGAUUUGUCCGCAGUUAGUUUCCAGUUAGUGCGAGCCCAAGGCGAGGCAGCUCUGUCGCCGACGCCGCGGAUCACUGGAUCGCGACAGGCACUGGAGGUUCAGCUCCCUGUACCGGAGCACUCUUUGCCCGGCAACGGCACCUCCAUUUCGUUCAAGAUCACACCCGUCUUCUUUAACAUCGGCAUCAACGAAAAAGCCAGCUUUGCCGAAACGCUGGGUCAGACAAGGGAACAGCAUCGCUCAAAUUGGGAUAAUUAUCUGCGUUUGAGUCAGUACUUCGGAAGGUAUCGGAAGCUGGGACUCGGUUCUGUGGACGCCGGCGAGUCGCUGCAGUCGCUCCUUGGAUUUAUGGAGCAGCAGUUGCGAGCCAAUGUUUCCAAGAACGUCAAGAUUCUGCACUUGGCUGAGGAUGCCUGCCGGCUUAUGGACGGCCUGCGGUUCACCUCCUGCAAGAGCGCCAAGGAUCGAACUGGAAUGGCGGUGACCCUGGAGCAGUGUCGUGUCCUGGUGCGCGAAUUCCAACUGCCGGCGAAACAUGUGCCCUAUGCACUAAGCACCAUGCGAAGUGAGGGAACACGCAUGGACAACGUUCUCAAGAAUAUUGGGAAGCGAAAGUAUGCCUUCAAUCGAACUCAGGUAUCUUUUCUGCCGGCCAUGUACAGGCCGCCAGUUGGCAGCUACGGCAAGGCGCAGACUUAGGGAUUUCCACUGGUGAUCCCUGUCCGAAUUGUCCGAAUUGAAAAGCAGUCAAGUACUUAAUAAAAAGAAAAAUGAGUUGGACGACUAAGGGUCAUCCGAACACAGAGAUAUAUCAGCAAAGCAAAGUAAAACAAAAACGUAUAAAACUGUGCCAAAAAAUACAAAACAAACAAAUUUAACCAAUUUUGCGCGAGGCAAGCAAAACAAACAAACGAUUAAGUAAAUGAAUGUAAUACAUAGGUAACUAAUUAAAUUAGCACAUUAUGGAGAAUCUUCCGGACAAUUGUUAAGCAUCACACGAUUCCAAUUCCGAUUCCGCUACUAUAUAUCCUUCCCCUUCCCAUAUUUAUUUAGGCUAUAUCCAUCUAUGUAGUUGUAGUUUGCAGACGAGGCAACCGUGUACUUUAGCGACUCAUGUACUUCCAGUGAAUAAAAAAAAACAAACUUGUUAA